Drosophila hydei is the source of this 1107-nucleotide messenger RNA. RefSeq names its product eukaryotic translation initiation factor 6 (gene eIF6). The transcript has a single exon. Gene Ontology annotation, biological process: assembly of large subunit precursor of preribosome; ribosomal subunit export from nucleus; maturation of 5.8S rRNA. Gene Ontology annotation, molecular function: ribosomal large subunit binding. The coding region runs from base 242 to 979 and encodes 245 amino acids. Lineage: Eukaryota; Metazoa; Arthropoda; Insecta; Diptera; Drosophilidae. Gene Ontology annotation, cellular component: preribosome, large subunit precursor; cytosol; nucleolus. The record is from RefSeq and is a predicted model, not a curated record.
AUUUUGACAGUUCACUAGUUCGCUGUCUCCCAUCUCCAGAUCAAUUGUUCUUUCGGCAACCGUUUAGCAAAUUACCACGUGAAGCGAAAUACGCGAAUUUCACAACAUAAUUUAAAGUACCUUAUUAGAUUGACUCAAAACCAGACAGUGGAUAGUGUGGACUAUUAGAAAUCACACAGAGCUCGAAUCGAAUAUAGUUUCAUUGUACUGUAUAGAAAAACAAAACUAAAUUACACAGAAAAUGGCGCUGCGCGUGCAAUUCGAGAAUAAUGACGAUAUUGGCGUCUUUAGCAAAUUAACAAACACAUAUUGCCUGGUAGCAAUUGGUGGCUCCGAGACCUUCUACAGCGUCUUCGAGGCAGAAUUGGCCGAAACUAUACCAGUCGUUCAUGCCAACAUUGGCGGCUGCCGCAUCAUUGGCCGGCUCACUGUUGGUAAUCGCAACGGGCUGCUAGUGCCACAUUCCACCACAGACGAGGAGUUACAGCAUUUGCGCAAUAGUCUGCCGGAUGCCGUUAAGAUACAACGUGUCGAGGAGCGUUUGUCUGCAUUAGGCAAUGUGAUUGCGUGCAAUGAUUAUGUUGCACUGGUGCAUCCUGAUUUGGAUAAGGAGACAGAAGAGAUCAUAGCAGAUGUGCUCAAUGUAGAAGUCUUUCGUCAGACCAUCGCCGACAACACACUGGUCGGCUCCUACACAGUGCUGAGCAAUCAAGGUGGCAUGGUGCAUCCCAAGACAAGCAUACAGGAUCAGGAUGAGCUGUCGUCUCUGCUGCAAGUGCCUUUAGUUGCGGGCACUGUGAAUCGUGGCAGUGAAGUCUUGGCUGCCGGCAUGGUCGUCAAUGAUUGGAUCUCGUUCGUGGGCAUGAAUACAACAGCCACGGAGAUUUCCGUUAUAGAGAGCGUAUUCAAAUUGAAUCAAGCACAGCCGGCCACGGUGACAACAAAGCUUCGUGCCGCACUUAUCGAGGAGAUGUCCUAAGCGACCAGAACAGCGUUCUAUUAUAUUUAAGUACACACAGAGACACACACACACACACAUUGAUUUUGUUAUCUUUUGUAAACAGUCUGCAAAAAUACAAGACAACCACAAAUAAGUUGGGUUCAUAA